Coregonus sp. 'balchen' is the source of this 3971-nucleotide messenger RNA. NCBI's taxonomy places the organism in Eukaryota, Metazoa, Chordata, Actinopteri, Salmoniformes, Salmonidae. The record is from the annotation of a GenBank genome assembly.
CGAAGACGCUUGUUCCUUUUCCGUCGUACAUUCUGCAUCAGCGUGUUCUUGAUUUGGAAGGUGAGUCCCUCAAUGUCCAACGUCAAAUUAUUAUGCAAAGUAUAGGCUGUAAACUGAUAAUUGUUGUUGUGCAUAUUUGUGUCGUCUUUAUUAUUUUGUUAUAGCGCGCGGUCAUGCUAGCCACCGGUAGCAAACUUGCUACAGUUUUGCUAGCUAGCUACACUGACAAAGUGAUUCCAUUGUGCUAGCUAGGAAUCUUAUGUAACUGCGCUUGAUAGCUCGCUGCCAUUUUAGGAAAAUAAGAUCUGAUUCUCACUUCCCAAUCAACUAGAUAGUGUAGCUAUGUUCAGUUUGCAGGUUUUAGGCCUUGCAAUCACAAUUUGUCCGGCCUUUGUGUUCAAACAAACGUCUGGUAAGCCCCUGAAAGCUUUCUAGCGAAGAUUGUUGAAUUCCACUUCACUAGCAAGCUACCACCACAAUAAUUGUAUACAAAAAAUAACGUUUAGUUAGCUAGCUAAUGUUGGCACACAGGUUGCACACUAGUUAGUUGGCUAAGCUCCCGCCGGUUGUUUAAAAUCAAAUCAAAUUUGGUCACAUGCGCCGGUGCAGACUACCGUGAAAUGCUUGCUUACGAGCCCUUCCCAACGAUGCAAAAUCUGAAAAUAAUAAAACAGUAACACGAGGAAUAAAAUACAAUUAUGAAGCUAACGAUACUGUAUAUACCGGGAGUACCAGAUUAAUGUGCAGUCAGAGGUACGAGGUUUUUGAGGUAGAUAUGUAAGUGAAGGCAGGGUAAAGUGAUUAGGCAUCAUAAUACGAUUAAGAGUGGUUUAGUCAACGAUAUAGCUACAGUCUGGUUUAGAUAGCUUAUGCUUGCUAACGUUAGUUCAACAUCUAUAUGAAAUUCAGUAACUACUUAACUUUGCUAGCUAGUGAAAUCAAUACAGGCAUUAGGUUAGCCUAGGCCUUAUAAAAAUGGCUAACGUUAGAUCAUGGCUUUGGGGGAGGGGGCUCACCGGAUUGUGCAUAACGUUAGAUUCUGUGCACAUAAACUGCUCUAAUACAAAAUGGCUAGCAAACGUUACCGAGAAUAACAUGACAACCUGUGUGCCUUUUUUUGUUUAGCUAACAGUUAAUUUGAUAGCAUUGUCUGUGUGAGGAUGUAGUGUAAGGCGCGCGAGCUCUGUGUGAUUCCCUCCACUUUGAUCGAAUGAUCUAAUGUUGCUUGGCAACUAACGACUAGAAGAGCAGAAACGUGUUCAUAGCUAGAUAAGGAUAAUAACAGAAAACGAUGGGAAAUACUAUAUUUGGGACAGAGGUAUCACUACUUUUAGCUUUAAAGUAACUGUCCAGUGUUUCCAGAUUUCUAUGAAAUAUGACCUGUAAUUAAUUAUGGUACGAGUGAAAUAGUUUUCUUGCCAAAAAAUGGUAAUUAAGUAGCCAUGUUUAAAAGCAGCUUUUCUGUGUUGAAAUGGUUUGGGAUUACCCCAACAACAAUGGUGGGGGCAAGUACACUGCUGAUUGGCCACCUCAGCUUCCUCAGGAGGAUAAUGACAUCCUCUAGGGAAAUGGCAAGCAUUUAUUAAACGUCUGUUUGAGACACAAGACUGAUAUAGAGUUUUUCUCCACUUUAUGCUUUGGCCACAUAUACGAGCAGGGGAGACACUUUGGUUUUAGAAGUGCGGGGAUAUAGAUAUAUAUUUAAAACAGCCUACCCGAGGUUAACUCAUACCCAAGUGUUGUUGACUCCUCCUAUACUUGUAUUCAGGGACACAACUUUCCCCUUCCCCAGUGAAAGUUGUGACCCUGAAUAUGAGUAUAGGAUGAGUCAACCACAUUUGGGUAUGAGUUAACAGAAUGACAUUUUAAGUGAGAUUUCCACUGGACAGUUAUUGUGGGUGUACAGCAAACUUUACAUGUCACCAAAUUAUCACUUCCAAAAAUAUAUUUGAUAUUGUAUUGAUAUGCUGGACCAGUGUUUCCCAAACUCAGUCCUGGGGGGCCCCCCUGAGUGCACAUUUUGUGUUUUGCCCCAGCACUACACAGCUGACUCAAAUAACCAACUCAUCAAGCUUUGAUUUGAACCAGCUGUGUAGUGCUAGGGAAAAAAAACCAAAGCAUGGGGGGGGGGGACAGGGCAGGAACGAGUUUGGGAAACCCUGGUCUGGAAAAUAACCUGUAUAAACAUUGUGUCAGGUGGUCUCAUGUUAUUAAAACCCAAAUUCGUCUCUUUAAAAAGAUGAAAACCUCCUCCCCUCUUGCUUUGCAGCCUAACAUGGGUAAAAAGCAGAAUGGCAAAGGGAAGAAGGAGGUGCUGGAGGCAGAGCCGCCAGAGGAGUAUGUUGUGGAGAAGGUGAUGGACCAGCGCAUCGUCAACGGGAAGGUGGAAUUUUUCCUCAAGUGGAAAGGAUUUACAGAGUGAGUGCACAGUUCCAGGGACGCUGGCCUGGAAGUACUUCCUUGGUAUGGGGUUGUACUUGUGUGGCAUGCUUAUCCUGCAGAACCUAGCUAGUUGAAAUAAUCUGAGUUGUGAAUUGAAUUUCAGACUGCCAUUUUAGUUACAGGUAUGGCUCGCUUGUAAAAUUUUAAUAAAUAGGUUGCUGCAUUUCUAGAGCAUGUGUAGAUCUUCUUACCAACAUGCUGAUGGUUUUUGUAGAAUAAAUAUCCACUGACUAUUCUCUUUCCUUUCAGAGCGGAUAACACUUGGGAGCCAGAGGAUAACCUGGAUUGUCCUGAGCUGAUUUCAGCCUUCCUGGAAGCCCAGAAGAACGUGGUGGAGAAGCCUGACUCCAACAAGAGGAAGUCCUCAACAGAUGAGCCAGAGACAGAGGAAAGCAAAGCCAAGAAGAAGAAGGAUGUGGUGAGUGUUUCAAAUCAUUGUAGGAUGACUGUGUUGUGUAGGCCUAAUGACUUUGUGUAUAGGCUAGUCUGUGUGCGAUGGUUAUUGUAUCCAUAUGUUUUGAUAUGCCAGAUGGUUUGCAUGGAAGCUGUGAUUUAUUUCUGUACUGUGUGUUUCAGAGUGACAAGCCACGGGGCUUUGCCAGGAGCCUGGACCCAGAGAGGAUCAUUGGUGCAACCGACAGCAGUGGAGAACUUAUGUUCUUGAUGAAGUGGUGAGUCUCAAAUUGCAAAACACAACCUCCUGUGAUGUUCUUCUUAAAUAUCACCUCUUUUCAGUGUUGCACAGCCCAAGAGCCAUUCCUCAUGUAAUUUAUCUUCCCUGAUAGCAUGAUAUUCACCUCCUAAAAUGACUGUGCCUUCGGGAACUUCACAUUCUCUAUUUUUAUAAUGUGCAUCUGAACUUCAUUAUCCUGAAUAGUGCUACUAGCUAACUAGGUCAACCUUAUUAUUCUGAUCAAUAGCCACUAGUAAACACCAACCACUGUUGUCCCUUGGCUCUACAGGAAAGACUCAGACGAGGCGGACCUGGUCCCGGCCCGCGAGGCCAACACCCGCUGCCCUCAGGUGGUCAUCUCCUUCUAUGAGGAGAGGCUGACCUGGCACUCCUGUCCUGAGGAUGAGGCGCAAUAGCACCCCUUCCUCACCCAGCUGAUGUCCCCUGUGUGCCCCCCUGACCUUUGACCUCUAUCCUGUCCCUGAUCCUGCCUCUCAGGACUGUUCUCCAUGUCUCCUCUCGCCCCAUGUACUUUUUUGACAUUUACAAUAUGUUUAGCCAUAGUGUUAGUGCAGAGCAGUCGGGUGGAAGCCUGUGCUUUAGUACAUACUUUAGUGAUAGGACAACAUUGUUUACUGGGAAAGGGACUGAGGAGGAUGCAGAGAAAUGGGUAGGAUGUAGAAAUAAUGGGAUGGGCGAUUUGUCGCUUUUCAUGGACCUAUUCCUCAUCCAAAACUGUCAGGGACUAGUUCCUCAAACGAUAAAUAGUUACAGUUGAAAAUGUACACCAUGGAUCAUAUGAAAUCUUGAUUUUAUUUCUCUCCCACCCAUAUAAUCACUUGUCAGACAUGUAUUU